Molecule: messenger RNA, 780 nt
Organism: Knipowitschia caucasica
Lineage: Eukaryota; Metazoa; Chordata; Actinopteri; Gobiiformes; Gobiidae
Source: the annotation of a GenBank genome assembly
AUGGUGGGACAGGUUGGAGCAGGAAAGUCAAGUUUCUUCAACUCCAUCAACUCAGUGUUCAGAGGCAACAUGACGUCCCAGGCCAUCGCAGGGACUGCAGGCAAGAGUGUCACUACUCAGUUCCGCACCUACACUAUAAAUGCAGGUAAAGGAGGGGCCCCUGUACCCCUGGUUCUGUGUGACACCAUGGGGCUGGAGGAGGACGACUCUUCAGGCUUGGACCCGGAUGAUGUCAUCAGCAUCUGCAAAGGAAAUGUUCAGGAUCGCUACCAGUUCAGUCAAAGUUCAUCACUCCAAGAGGGAACUCCAGGUUACAAGAAGCACGUGUCCCUCAAAGACAAGAUCCACUGUGUGGUCUACGUGGUGGAUGCCAACAGAGUGUCUCUGAUGGGCCAGAAGUUGUUGAAUAAGUUUUGCACCAUCCGGAAGAAGGCCAAUCAGAUGGGAGUUCCCCAGGUUUUACUUAUGACCAAGAUAGAUGAAGCCUGCCCCCUAGUGGCCAAAGACGUAAAGUCUGUCUACAGGAGCGUUUACCUCCAAAAUAAAGCCCGUGAGGUGAGUGAGUCUUUGGGCAUCCCUCUGUCCUGCAUCGUCCCAGUGAAGAACUACUGCUCAGAGAUGGAGCUGGACACAGAGCUGGACAUCCUGCUUCUGUCGGCUGUGGACCUCAUGUUAAACUAUGCGGACAGCUUCUUCGACAACCUCCCACCUCAGGAUCAGGAAGAAACUGAACAACCAAAGCUCUCCCAGAGUAUCAAAAAUAAUAAUGUUGUGGUAUAA